CAACGUUUUUCCAUUGAUUUCGCCGCUUGUUCCCGCCUAUCUUGUUGCCCGUGGUCACGGCAACUUGUCGUCUUCGUUUGCUGUCAUUCUUUGAUUUUUAACAGUCAUUUGAAGCUCAAGAUGGGCGGCGAGCUGCAUUACCUAGAAGCGCGUCAACAACAGGGAGGCCAAUCUCAAUCACUAUCUCAAACUCAGUCUGGCUCUGUGUCAGGCUCACAGUCGCAGACUGCGUCGGGCACUACUUCCUCGUUUCUAUCCAUCCCCCAAUCAGCCCCUGCUGGGCUUCUUACCGUCACUCAGCCCCCCCAGCAGUCGACCUCUUAUUUCAAGGUUGCUCAGAACCAGUUCAUUACGUUCGGAUGGAAUUUCAGCUACAUCAUAGCCACCCCCACUCACCUGACCGUUUCCGCUGUCUGUGAGAACGGAAACACGUACCCCGUUGGCCCAACCGAUGGCGUUAUUCCCGGAACUGCCACCAGUGUUGUUUGGGAUGCGUACACCUACCAAACCUCCCAUCCUAAUCUGCCGCUCGCUCAGGCACAAUACACCCUCAAAAUUUGGGGAGACGGAGGGCCUGACGCUGUACGCGAACCAGGCGUGCUCACGCCCAACAGUGCGCUGCAAUUCGCGCUGUAUACGCCGCAGGCUUACACUCCCAUCAACAGCGGCUGGUCUUGUGCAGGUUGUUCUAGCGCCGUAUCGCAGCAUAUUGCGCACCCCACAUUCAUUGCCCUCAUUGCCACCUUAAUGGUGAUGUUCAUCUCUGGCUCAGCUCUCUUGCGACGAAUAUAGGACACGUUGCGAAUGCACGUUCAGCAGCUUGUUGCAUUCCAAUUUUCAUGAUUAGGAAACACUGUCAGUUACAUCAUCAGCCUCGCGUUCAUGAACAGACGAUACGGACCUUUGAUUACAAAUACUUCUGGCAUUCAUUUCUUGAUGGACACUUUUGUUAUCUCUAACUCAUAAGAGUAUAUCAGUUCAUAAUGCACCCUGGGUUCGUUUUGUGGAUUGGGCAGACUGAUUUCCACGACGUCAUUGCGUUGGCUAUUUAUUCAAACUAACCUCAAUUGAUCGCCGAUCCCAGCCAUAUUUUCUCUUCUGCAGUGGCCUGGUAAAAAUAACAUCACGCAGUAGCCGC
This is a messenger RNA of Suillus subalutaceus, 1138 nucleotides long. RefSeq lists its product as uncharacterized. Lineage: Eukaryota; Fungi; Basidiomycota; Agaricomycetes; Boletales; Suillaceae. The record is from RefSeq and is a predicted model, not a curated record. The coding region runs from base 121 to 792 and encodes 223 amino acids. The transcript has 2 exons.